CGACGCCUCGCCGCGGAGGUAACUCUCCCUCCCCGCGCAGUGCCCCGCUGGACGCCGGACGGGCCCUGCCGCGGGUAGGAGGUGUGGUGGUGGUGGUGGUGGUGGUCGUGGUGGUUGUGGUAGGGGCACCGGCGUCGGCGCCUCUCCCACACACUUUCCCCGUCAGCUGCGUCUUCUUCGGCCCGGCGUGUGCAACCCCUGGUGGUCGUCGGCGACAGGGAUCGCGUGACCUCCUGACCUCGACUCGCUUCCCCGCGAACCUUGUGGCGUGGUCCUCGACCAGACGACCGAAAGUGGCACGCGACCUCAUCGCCGGGUCAAUCAGCCGCCUUCGGGGUGACGCCAGCAGAUUCCCAAGAAUCCCUCCCCCCCCAAGAACUCUCCUGAAGAUCUCCCGCCAGCCGGGAAAUCAACCGUCAGCGUAAACCCCCCACACCCCCUCCACUUUUUUUUUUGUUGUUGAUCGAGUGGCGUGAUAUUGUGUGAAGUAACGCGAGCACAAUGAGAUCUGGAACUCGUCUUUGACUGCCGGCUCUGAUCUUCGCGAGCUCCUGGUAAUCGACUCGUGUUCGAGACGGUGUUAACAUUUCGACGACUUGUUACCUGUGACGCAAGUCGCUCGGCGCCUCGGCGGGACUUGUGGAUCAGCAAGGUGGGGAAUAGGGAAGAGGGGUGGGUGAAGGAGGAGGAGGAGGAGGAGGAGAAGGAGGGAGAGGUUUUUAAAAUACAACAUGGCGGCGCUCAGAAAACGUCCAACGCGUAAAUACACGCCGAGGAUUUACCGCCGAGCGGAAAUAUUCCCCGCGCCCAGCACGGCCGUAAACGUUUGAGGUCGGGAGGGAAAGCGUUCAAACGAUUUUUUUUUUGUUUGUUUGAAACAUUCCGUUCCUCCUCGAGAAGUGGAGUAGUAAGACGUUAAAAACAGCUUUUGUCGGUUAAAUCUUGUGGUUGUGUGCGCGAGACAAACGUCUUUGUGCGGACAGAAGACAAGCCGGUGACUGAAAAAAAAAAAUUAUUUCAUGGCAGCAUGACGUUGGUUUGGUCAAUUAAAAAUAUGUACAUGUUACAAAUUCUGCUGACUGUAAACAUCUGAUUUUUACGUUUGUAUGAUCUGUGAAAGAAUAAUGAGCUGAUAUGUUGAGGAACCACCUACCAAAGCAAGCCAUGGGUGACUGAAAGACCCAAGUGGCAUGGCGGAGUUGCCUUUGCCGAAGUGUGCGUGUUUUGAAACCCUUAUAAGAGCUCCGGCCUUUGGUAACUUGUAGCUCUGGGCUACCUCCGGUUUAUGACUUGUAGUCGGGACACUAGUUUUGGCGACUUGUAGUUCUGAACAACUCCAGUUGAUUGUCUUGAGCUCCAACAGCUGUGGUGAUUUUUCACGUCUGAGCUCCUCCGGUUGGAGACUUGCAAAAAAUAGUUCACGCCAGCUGGUUGCCAGUUGGUGACUCGCGAGUGUAAAAAAAAUAACUUCCAGACGGUGUCUUGAGCUACUAACCUACUAACCCUCGUCAGUUGGUGACUUUAAGUUCCAGAACUCUUACAAUUCGGAAAUCUUACAGUUGGUGACUUGCAGUUCGGAACAGCUACAGUUUGUGACUUGUAGAGUUGAACUGCUCUAGCUGGUGACUCGCGAGUGUACGAAAAAAAAACCCUGCAGGUGGUGGUUUGAGCUACUAAUAUUCGUCAGGUGGUGACUAUUAUUUCCAGAACUCUUAUAGUUCGGAACAUCUACAGUUGGUGACUUGCAGUUCGGAACAUCUACAGUUGGUGACUUGCAGUUCGGAACAUCUACAGUUGGUGACUUGCAGUUCGGAACAUCUACAGUUGGUGACUUGCAGUUCGGAACAUCUACAGUUGGUGACUUGCAGUUCGGAACAUCUACAGUUGGUGACUUGCAGUUCGGAACAUCUACAGUUGGUGACUUGCAGUUCGGAACACCUACAGUCGGUGACUUGUAGAGUGGAACUCCCCUAGUUGGUGACUCCCGCCCCCGCUCCUCCUCCGCACACGUGGAGGCGGCGGCGGCGACAUGGGCUGCGAGCUGGGCAAGCUGGUGGCGGGCUCGCGCGCCGAGGCGGACGGCCGCAAGGACGCCAUAGAGGCGCCGCCCCCGACCGCCGCCCCCGACCCCCGCCUCCCGCUCACCGCCAAGCAGAAGUACAGCAUGAUCGCGUCGUGGAAGGGCAUCAGCCGAGCCAUGGAGUCCACCGGCGUCUACAUGUUCAUCAAGUUGUUCGAGGAGCACCAAGAGCUGCUCGGCAUGUUCGAGCGCUUCAAGGAGCUGCGCACGCAGGAGCAGCAGGCCGGGAGCAUGGAGCUGGCGGAGCACGCCACCACCGUCAUGUCCACGCUGGACGAGGGCAUCAAGCAGCUCGACGACCUUGACGCCUUCCUGGCCUUCGUGACGCAGGUCGGCGCCACGCACCGCAAGAUCCCGGGCUUCCACUCCAGCUACUUCUGGAAGAUCGAGAAGCCGUUCCUGGACGCCGUGCAGCGGACGCUGGGCGACCGGUACACCGACAACAUCGACAACAUAUACCGGGUGACCAUCAAGUUCAUCAUCGAGACCCUGGUGCAAGGGUACGAGGAGAAAGCUGGAUCCUCGUGAGGAGAGACAAUCGCAGCCGCCUUUUAUUUUUUAAUUUUUGUGUUGUUGGCAACCGCGGAGGUUCGUGCCCGGUUCUUCACCGCGCGCGCGAGAAGACGCGAAGAAGAUCUUCGAAGGUACGCCCAGCCCCCCUCGUCAGUUCGAGACACCUGCUUCUCUGCGGGAAACGUUUCAAGUUUCACGUGAUUAAAAAAAAUAAUAAACAACGCUGUAACAUUUUUUUUCCUUCUUACCAUCGCGAAGUUUUAGCUCGAUUAACCGCAUUAUCAUCGACCCAAAAAAAAAAAGAUUGUGCACUGCGUCGAGGCCUGUUCCAAUAUUCGAUAUUUAAAAAAAAUUAUAUUAUUAAUUGUUCUAUUCGUUUACAAAAACUUGCACUUCCAAAUAACAAAUAUUAUCUUCGGCCCAUUCGAACAUCCUAUCCACACGAAGGUUAAGAGUCAGUUUCUGUACAGUAUCCAGUGUAAAAGUAUCAAUGGGCCCAAAAAAUUAAAGCAUAAUUUUAUGUAAAUUUGUGCACAGUAAACAAAAGAAUAACUAAAAGUCAGACAGCGGGACCAAUCUGCAAUCUGAAUAAUCAACUUGAAAACACUAGAAAAAUAAAAUCAAACCCUUUGCGUUUGUGUUUUACUAUGUAUAACCAAUAACAUGAAAUAUAUAUAUAUAUAUAUAUAUAUAUAUAUAUAUAUAUAUAUAUAUAUAUUUCAACUGCACGAAAGAAUUUACACAAGUAUUUGUUAAUUUUUUUUAAAACCAAAUUCUCCACUCUUGCUAUUAGGAUUCGGUACUGGCAACAGAAAAUAUUUAGAACAUUUAUAUUUAAAUUUAUUAUACCACUAUAUCAGACAAAAAAAAUGAUUUUCACAGAGGCCUAAAAUUUUCCCGAAAAUACAUUCAUCUCUACCCAUCAGGGGAUGAACGACAUAUGCACAAAUUACCUGGUCUACUAAUGAUAAGGGUUUUGAUAAAGAGGGGGGGGGGGGAGGGGGCUGAUUUUGAUUCGAUCGGACUAACUGAACUCAGCAUUGACGAGCGAAAAAAUUUAACCACGAAAGUCACUGGGAAGUUCUGCGGUACUCGUGAAUGUCUUUCGUUUUUCGUAAGCUCAAUGUAAUUGUGCAUGUCUGUCAGGAGUUAUGUGUGUGUAUAGCCCUGGUACUUUGUCUGACAUCUUCCAGUAACUGUCUUGUCAAUUUUUCCCCCUCCUUUUCCUCAGGAGCACUGAUGUCAUAACUGCACACGCCUUCUUGAUUUCAAUCAAAUUAGUAUUCCAUUGAGCAGCAACAUUUUGUAGGUUAGCUGAACAAGCGUGAAAAAAUAAAACAGAGCAUUCGAAAGAUCAAUACAAAACAAGUAAGUUACAGCUUGAUUAACGUUCCUCUGGUGAACAGUUUUGUCAAAAAAACGUUUAAAUGGUAUAUUUCCCAACUGACAAUUCCAAGUAACUGCAGUUUCAACACAUACGCUAAGUGUAUACUGAUAUUGUAACUUCACUAACCAAACUUUUCUUCUUAGAGCAAUUUAAGUUUACAAUUGAAUAAAUUGUGCGCGGACUAUGAGAAAUAGAACGAGAAUUUUCUGUGACGAAACCAUUGAAUAGGUAAGUAGAAUAGCCCUAUUCUACUCUGUCAUGAGUUGUAUGUAAUAUCUGGUGCACAUCAGAACUAUAACAGUUUACCGGAGGAUCAUAAUAGUUUAGUAAAUCUUUAUUUAAUUUUUUUUCUUUGUUUUUAUUUCUUCAUAAGAUUUAUUUAGCAUAGACUAAUUAUUAUGAAUUCAAAUUCAGGUGUAAAAUGACUUUAUUAUUAGGGAGACAUCAAUGCAAGGCAGCAAAAUAAAAAAAUCACCCCACAUCCAUUAUUUCAAAUGUAUUUACUCAGGAUCAGUUAUGUUUUAAGUGGAGUAAUAGUGAGAAUGUAAGAUAUUUCCACAUGUUCGUAAGGACAAUCAUAUUUAUUUAAACACUGCUAAUAGUGGAAACCAGGUAUGUGUUUACAAAUACAAUUAGUCAUUUUUACUUUACAUUUUUGUGACAUAGUAAAAAAAAUCUUCAACUGCUUGUUAACACGAGCUUUAUGAAAGCAAUAUUUGUACAUAAGAAUUUAAAAAAGCAACAAUCUGACGUACGUACUAAAAUUUAACAGGAUAGCCAAAAAUAUUACUAGUGAAUAAAAUUAAGUUUAUUUUUGAAUAAAAGGGUGAUAAAAUAUAUUUUAAUUAAACUAUUUCAAACCAGAUUGAAUAAUAUUUUCAUAAACAUAAAUAUGAUAUAUUAAAUCAAAUGAAACGUGCCUGCUUGGAUUUUCAUCUCAAAAAGGAGCACUUUCUUUAAUAUGUAUGAUGCCUACUUUCAGAUGAAGAUUUAUUCAUGUGUGUCCGUCAGAGAAUUAUUUAAUAAUGAGGCAAGUUAAAUUUUAUUGCAUUAGUAUUGUAAUGAAUUAAAAAAUAAUUUAUGAAGUUUUCGAGUAAUGUUGUGGAUUGAUCCAAGCAAGCAUUAAUCGUGUGUUUUGUUUACAUGAAUAGUUGAUAUUUACUCACAAUUUUACCCAAAAAAGAAGAUAUAUGUUUAAUAUAGGACACAAAAAUUAAUGAAAAUUAAAUUAAAUAAUGUGGUCUGUACUUCAUUUACAAAAUUAUCAUCAGUUUAAAUGUAAUUGUUGAUGUAGAUAUUUUAAAAAUAAAAUUAUUUCACGAAUUAAGACUGCAUUCAAAUAACUAUUUGUACUUUAAAAACUUUGACAUUUGUAAAUUUAUUUUGUUUCGUUUUUUUCUAAAUAUGUUCAUUUUUACGCCACAACCAUAAAAGGCUUUCUUAUAAAACUUAUUUUGAAGAAAGAAAACGUUGCUUUUUUCAUAUAUUCAUGAAAAUAAAAGUAUUUUGUAUAAAUAUAAAAAAAUUAAAAUGUGAAUUACAAAUUAGACUUAGUAGAGUUACAACAAGGUAGACUUUUCGAAGAAAGUACAUUAAAUCUGAAGCACAAAAACUAUUGUCUUUUUAUAAAUUAAACUGCCAAGUAAUUGUUAUUAAUAGUCUGUAAAUAUUAGUUUUUUUUUGCGACGAGAAACCUCUGUAUUCAGGUUUUUAGUUCAUUUUUUAGCAUUUUAAGUCAUUUUUGUUGUAUUCACAAAACAAUUUAACAAGGAUAAGUGAAAACAUGACUGCAAUUUUGGCAUUAUUAAUUUUCUGUGUAAAUCAGUUAAUUUGGUAAUUUUAUAUUAUUGUAAGUAAGCCGGCUUUACUGUAGUAAAAAACUACUUUGAAAAAACUCAGAACAUGUUAAUUAUAUCAAAAGUUUGUUGUAGUGUGCCUUAAGAGGCCUUUAAUAUCAAAGGUGUUAUUUUUUUCGUGUAUAUGGUUGAAAGUUGCAAUUAACUGUGCCUGUAUAGUAGCUAUGCAUCGGAUUAUUAAGUUUCUCAUGUGUGUUAAACAUACUUUAUAUGUGUAGUAAUAAAGUAAAGGUUUCGGAGUAAAUGUUGUCUGUGCGAUUGGGGGUGACUUGAAACACCAAAAAAUUGAGGAAGACUUAGCAAUGAGGUGAGACAACUUCAAUUGCAUUUACUUUUUGAUUUAACAGUUGCUACUGAAACUCGUUCUGAAAAAAAAUUCACCAUGAAUUAAAGUUUAGUUCGCUUUUCACUCAUGUGAUCAGUUAUGUUAUUUGGAAACCAGUGAGCACUCGAUACAAAAAAAUAAUAUUAAUUUAGGGAAAUAACCUCUUGUAAAUAGAAAUUUUGCUUCCAAAUAAACAUUUUGUUGAAAAAAUUAAUUCAUUACAUUGGCUAUGAAUGACAAACGUCAUUCAAAACAAAAAUUUCGAGAUCAUGAUAUGCGUUUGUAAGAAAUUAUUCAUUAAUUUCGUAUGGUAAGCUUACAGAAUUCAAGAACAUUAUUUAUUAUUGAUUUAUUUCGCUCACUAUGUCAGAGAAAACUCAACAAAGUUGGCAUGAUAAAACUCUCUUACACUAGCUAAGCAAAUAAAUGGCAGUUCAUAGAUCUCAGUGAUAAUCAGCGUUUUUCAGGGCCAUCUUUAGAAUAAAUUAGAAUCGAAUUUUGAAGCUCAUGCUAAACAAUCAGAUUGUCUGUGGUCAUAGUUCUGAAUAUGUACUUAACUAAGAUAUUUUUAUAACAGCUGAAGGUUUUUUGUUAAACAAAGGAAUUAUUAAUAAUUUAACGAAUUCUGAAUAAAAUUAACACGUGUUGUUUCCACUCACCCCUAAAGACGGACCGGUGUUAAUUCGCAAUUCAUGUCGAUGUAUGUCAAAAGGAGAUGUCAAGUCUAACUGAAUGCGGAAUUAGUGAAUUAAAACUGUGUAAAUAUGUUCACUGUAAGAGCUUAUCGUGAAAAAUAUGAAAGUGUAUUACAGAACUUAAAAAUAAACCAAUAACAGUGGU
Bacillus rossius redtenbacheri is the source of this 7001-nucleotide messenger RNA. RefSeq names its product neuroglobin-like. The transcript is spliced from 3 exons. Bases 2030 to 2608 code for a protein of 192 amino acids. Gene Ontology annotation, molecular function: oxygen carrier activity; heme binding; oxygen binding. Lineage: Eukaryota; Metazoa; Arthropoda; Insecta; Phasmatodea; Bacillidae. The record is from RefSeq and is a predicted model, not a curated record. Gene Ontology annotation, biological process: oxygen transport; response to hypoxia.